AUGGACUUGGAAACAAACGCCCCCCUAAAACCGGUCCAAUCGGUCGAUCAAAGCGUUCAAGAUGCGCGGGAUCUCGCGGCCAUGGGCCAUGACCAGGCCCUGACUCGGAAGUUCGACCUCUGGAGCAUGCUAGCUCUGGCGUUCUGUGUUCUAGGUACCUAUUCGACGUUUGCGCAGGAUCUCAGCAGCGGUCUGACCAACGGAGGAUCGAUCACCAUCCUUUGGGGCCUGUGUCUCGUGACCGUAUGCAAUCUCUGCGUGGCCGUGUCGUUAGGCGAACUGGCCAGUAGCAUGCCGACCGCUCUCGGCCAAGCCUACUGGGUGUUUCGACUGUGGGAUACGCCCAUGGGUCGAUUCGCCUCGUACAUGUGCGCCUGGAUCAACACGUUUGGAUGGUGGACUCUCACCGCGUCGCAGGUCGCGUUCAUGACCCAGUUUCUCCUGGGGAUGAAAGUCAUGUUCGACCCGACGUGGGAGGACGCCGACACCGGAUGGCUGCAAUUCGUCGUGUAUAUUGGCUGCGUCCUGCUACUGACAGUCAUCAACCUGGUGGGAUGUCGCAAGGAGCAGAUUCUGCCGUGGCUAAACAACUUUGUCGGCGUGUGGUUCACCGCGUUAUUCGUCAUCCUGUCUCUGGCGCUGCUCAUUUCCGUGGGCGUGAAGCACGAUCUCUCGUUCCAACCGGCCUCGUUCGUGUUCGGCAAGUGGAUGAACCAGACGGGAUGGAGCGAUGGCGUUGUCUGGUUCACGGGUCUCGUGCAGGCAGCGUAUGGACUGACGGCCUUUGACGCCGUCAUACACAUGGUCGAGGAGAUCCCGGCCCCGCGACGCAACGCACCCAAGGUCAUCUGGCUGGCUGUGUUGUUGGGCGCCAUCACCGGGUUUAUCUUUAUGGUGGUGUGUCUUUUCUGCAUCCAGAAUGUCGGUCGUGUGGUCGACUCGCCUAGUGGACUACCCUUUAUCGAACUGAUGCUGGAAACGGUGGGACUCAAAGGCGGCGCUACCCUCAUUGCCCUCUUCAUCUUCAACGGUCUCGGUCAAGGCAUCAGUAUCCUCACCACCGCGUCGCGACUCACCUGGGGAUUUGCGCGUGACGGUGGCCUCCCCUGGAGUCGGUACCUCACGCAUGUCGAUCACGUAUGGAAAGUCCCCGUGCGAGCCCUGUGGUUUCAAGGGGUCCUGAUUGCACUCGUGGGAGUGUUGUAUCUAUUCGCAAAUACGGUCCUCGACGCAAUUCUCAGCGUUAGUACCAUCGCCCUGACGAUCUCGUACGGUCUACCCAUCGCCGCGCUUACCGUCGCCGGUCGCGAUAAGCUUCCCCCGGGCCAAUUUCAUCUAGGACGGUGGGGACCGCUAUUGAACGGCAUCAGUCUGGUGUAUUGCGUGAUCACGACGGUGUUUUUCUUCUUCCCGUCGUCGCCGAACCCGCCGGCCAGCGAUAUGAACUACGCGAUUGCGGUGUUCGGAGUGAUGUUGGUGGUGUCAAUUGGGUUUUGGUUUGUUCAGGGGAGUCGCACGUAUUUGAAGACGGAAGAUGCGAUUGCGGAAAUGAUUUAUGCGCAGAGAUUGGAGAAUGAGGUUGUGGGUGAGUCGAAGAAGGAGUGA
Molecule: messenger RNA, 1605 nt
Organism: Aspergillus tanneri
Lineage: Eukaryota; Fungi; Ascomycota; Eurotiomycetes; Eurotiales; Aspergillaceae
Product: putative amino acid permease family protein
Exons: 2
Coding region: 1-1605 (534 amino acids)
Biological process (GO): transmembrane transport
Cellular component (GO): membrane
Molecular function (GO): transmembrane transporter activity
Source: RefSeq, a predicted model, not a curated record